Messenger RNA from Theileria equi strain WA, 1776 nucleotides. Its product is annotated as signal peptide containing protein. Lineage: Eukaryota; Apicomplexa; Aconoidasida; Piroplasmida; Theileriidae. The transcript has a single exon. The coding region runs from base 1 to 1776 and encodes 591 amino acids. The record is from RefSeq and is a predicted model, not a curated record.
AUGAGGGUUCUGGCACUGCUGUGGACGGCAUGUCUACUAAGACAAUGCCACGGUGGAGAUGAUGAAAAGCCUUCAACGUCGGGGAGCAGUCCAUCCGCACCAAAAGAGACACCUCAGGGAGCUACUGGAGUGUCUACUGGCGCUGAAGGACCUAAAGACUCGGAGGAACGAUCGCCAGUUGGGGAGUGCAUGAACUUUGCCAAUCCAAACGGCCCGAAAUACAAGUCCUUUGAGUACUUUUACAACGAGAACCACAUCAUUCUCUCGGUUCCCAACCCAGGAGUUGCCGUUACAAGAGUCAAGCACUUUAGGUCAGCAGUCUGGGAAGCCAAGCCCGGAGAGACGGUUGAGUAUAUCAAGGGUUAUCUAAAGAAUGGGAAGGUUCUGCUCAUCCUUGUCACAAAAAGGGGACCAUAUGGCGUAUCUGGAAAGUGGUUCAUAAAGGAGAAUGGCGCAUGGAACGAGUGCGUGCAAGUUACUGAAGCAAUAAAGUGCCUCAAGACGGUAACUGCUGGCAGCGUUUGUGAAAUUGUACUUGACAUCUCAAUCAUGCAAGACUGCCCAGAAUGCACAAUGUUUGAUGUAAAAAUCAUGGGACUUCCUGCAACCUUUUACUUCCCGAAUCCAGGCUACAUUGUCGCUGCAAUCACCCAGGGGGAAAUGGUCAUUUGGCAGUCGGAUGGCUACGACUACUGCAUUUCCUGCGACCUCUACUCCAAACAUGGCGAUCCGUUAUUCGCGCUCUUGAGCAUCAGAGACGGCAGAUUGCUCUACUACAAGUACUUUGAGAAGAGGAACGGGCACUGGAUAGAAGUUGAUGCCAGGGUGUUUGACGAAAGGCGCCACGCAUUGAUGAGAUCUGAGGACUCAGGUUUGCCAUCUCCUCAAGAGGCUGAAAAGAAGAGCAAGUCAAAGAUGGGCAAGAAGCUCUCUGGCUUCUUUUCCCUGAAAAAGUGCAAAAAGUCAAAGUCCAAGAGCAGCCCUGGAGCAGAGGGCGCCUCGCCAGAAAGACCAGUCAGAACCCCUGUAACAUUCCGCAGGAUAAGUGGCAAGGCCAACUCUGGCUACGAGGAAAUUGGAGAUGAGCUCUCGGGGGAGACCAUUGACCUGGCAGUUCCGGACCCGUCACUCUACCAGUCCUUUGACUAUUUCUACGACAAUAAUCCAGUGAUAAUGGUAGUGCCAGUCCCUGGGAGACGGGUCGUAAAGUUGGUGAGCCCAGAGGGGCUCUUGUGGAAAUCAAGCGAUAACACGCUCCUCAAGCAUCUCAAACUCUACCUGGACAAGAGUGGAAAGCCAGUGCUCAUGUACGUCAUCAUGAAGACUUCCUACGGGAUGCCACGUCAGUAUUACAGCAAGGAGGGAGACGAAUGGAAGGUUUUCAACGGGGAUUACAAAAGGGCAAUUGAUAACCUCAGAAUUGAACCAGAGUCGGUCACAAACUUCUCAAUGGACAUUUCUGUGAGCACGGACACUGAUCAAUGCACAGUCUUUAACACAAAAGUUUACAAUGUAAAUACGCGCUUUUACGCCCCCAAACACGGCUUCCAUGCCAAGGAAGUUCUAGACGACAUGUCCCUGGUAUGGGAAAGUGGAGAGAACGGAAAGUGCCUCUCGUGCGACUUGUACAAUGGACAAAAUAAACCGCCACUCCUCUUGCUAGUCGCCGGAUACCAAAACAUGACCAGGACGCUCUUUUUCGUGAAGAUUAACGGAGAAUGGAGAAGCAUCACAGAGGAGGAAUUUAGCCUCCGAAAGAAUGAAAUGGCCUCCUGA